Molecule: messenger RNA, 1539 nt
Organism: Oncorhynchus masou masou (cherry salmon)
Lineage: Eukaryota; Metazoa; Chordata; Actinopteri; Salmoniformes; Salmonidae
Product: fumarylacetoacetase-like
Exons: 9
Coding region: 110-823 (237 amino acids)
Biological process (GO): homogentisate catabolic process; L-phenylalanine catabolic process; L-tyrosine catabolic process
Molecular function (GO): fumarylacetoacetase activity
Source: RefSeq, a predicted model, not a curated record
GACUGACUGACUGAUUGUGUCCCUCAGGUUGAGGCUGCCCGUGGGGUAUCAUGGCAGGGCUUCUUCCAUAGUGGUGUCUGGAACCCCCAUACGGAGACCCUCUGGACAGAUGAGACCCGACCAAUCUAAGCCUCCUGUGUUUGGCCAGUCCAAGCAGCUGGACAUUGAGCUGGAGAUGGCAUUCUUUGUAGGUGGAGGUAAUCGUCUUGGUGAACCCAUUCCCAUAGAGAGAGCCCACCAACACAUCUUUGGCAUGGUGCUAAUGAAUGACUGGAGUGCCAGGGAUAUCCAGGCGUGGGAGUACGUUCCUCUGGGUCCGUUUCUGGGGAAGAACUUUGGGACAACCAUCUCACCCUGGGUGGUUCCUAUGGAGGCCCUGCUGCCCUUCGCUGAGCCCAACACUGUCCAGGAUCCAAAGCCCCUCCCUUAUCUAUGCCAUGACGAUGCCUUCACCUUCAACAUUAACUUAUUUGUGUCAGUGAAAGGAGAGGCAAUGAAGGAAGCAGCCACUAUAUGCAAGUCCAACUUCAAGUAUAUGUACUGGACUAUGAAGCAACAGUUAGCCCAUCACACAGUCAACGGCUGUAACGUCAGACCUGGAGACCUGCUGGCCUCAGGAACCAUCAGUGGACCGGAUCCAGACAGUUUUGGUUCUAUGUUGGAGUUGUCGUGGAAGGGUUCUAAGACCGUGGACCUGGGAGGAGGAGAGACAAGAACCUUCCUAAAGGAUGGAGACGAGGUCACUCUUACAGGUUACUGUGAGGGGAGUGGGUAUAGGGUGGGUUUCGGACCGUGUGCGGGGACCAUUCUACCAGCCCUGUAACCCUGAGAAUCAUCUCCCCUCAAUGUCUCUUCCAUCCUGGGGGGAGUAAUGUUGUUACUGAAGUCCUUUAAAAGGGAAAAUCCGGGAUUUUAAAUACAACAAAUCAGUUGGAUGAAUGUACGUACCAAUCCAGGAUUGACCAUUUAAAUUUGAAUUGAGGAUUCUUGUUUAUCAUUCUAAAGUAUUGUUGCCAGAAGCAGUGUUAUAUUCCAUAAUGUUGUAACUUUGUGGUUUGGGACCUGACAUCUAAAAAACUAUAAAUGUUUCAACCCUCCUGUGACUUUCUGUUUUCUUUUCAUCCUGUUGACUUACUGAGUGACAUCUUCAUGGUGUAAAAUACUGUAGGUCAAAUAUGUGCAAAAGUACUGUAAAAUGCAUUAUAAUCUGGCAGUAUAAUUUAAUUUGACACUUUCCUUGAACAAUGUGCGUUAUUAAAAGGUGAUUAUUUAACUAGACUUUAAUAAACUGAGCGAUUCAUAAAUAGUGGCCUUUUUAUUUUGCAUUUUGCUGAAGUGGCAUAUUAAAACACAGAUUCUUUUGCACAUAUUUGAAUAUUGUUGCACCAUGAAAAUAUUGCCCACUGUCUAGGUACCCCUUACCUCACGAGUCAGGCCUGGUGUUCUCUUUUAGGUAAUAUCUGUAAUGAAUAUUAUGAAUAUGAAUAUUUACUAUGUUGUUGGCAUACCUAAUCAAUAAAGCUGUCAUGUGUUUAUGAA